Protobothrops mucrosquamatus (brown spotted pit viper) is the source of this 1458-nucleotide messenger RNA. RefSeq names its product galactokinase 2 (gene GALK2). NCBI's taxonomy places the organism in Eukaryota, Metazoa, Chordata, Lepidosauria, Squamata, Viperidae. Gene Ontology annotation, cellular component: cytosol; cytoplasm. Gene Ontology annotation, molecular function: ATP binding; galactokinase activity. Gene Ontology annotation, biological process: galactose metabolic process; carbohydrate phosphorylation. Bases 11 to 1387 code for a protein of 458 amino acids. The transcript has 10 exons. The record is from RefSeq and is a predicted model, not a curated record.
GGAAAAAAGAAUGGCUGCCGAGGCGCCCCCCGUCCUUUCGCUCCAGCUGGUGGAAGAACCGAGACUGCUGAAGCUGAAAAAGAUGUUCAUAUCUAAAUUUAAAACAACACCCACAUUUUAUGUUCGAGCACCAGGGCGAGUCAACUUAAUAGGUGAACAUAUAGAUUACUGCGGCUAUGCUGUACUCCCGAUGGCCAUAGACCAAGACAUACUUAUAGCAGCUGAACCUCUAAACAGCCCAGUCCUCAAUUUAGCUAAUACAGAGCCCUCAUACUCGGAUUUCAGUACAGAUGCCAAAAACAUCCAAAUAAAGCAAACGAAACCUUUAUGGCACAACUAUUUUCUCUGUGGGUUCAAAGGAAUACAGGAUCACUUCAGUCUGGGGAACCCGAGUGGAAUUAACUGCCUCGUAGAAGGGACAAUUCCUCCAAGUUCCGGCUUGUCAAGCUCCAGUGCUUUGGUCUGUUGUGCGGGACUCGUGACCCUCACGGCAAACGGCAAGACACUUUCAAAGGUGGAAUUGGCUGACCUGUGCAGCAAGUGCGAACGCUACAUUGGCACCGAAGGAGGCGGCAUGGACCAGUCCAUCUGCUUUCUGGCAGAAAAAGGAACUGCAAAGCUGAUAGAAUUUAAUCCUCUGAAGGCAACGGACGUGAAGCUUCCAGGAGGAGCCGUUUUUGUGAUUGCAAACAGUUGCGUUGAAAUGAACAAGGCCGCCACUUCGCAUUUCAAUAUUAGGGUGAUGGAGUGUCGUCUGGCUACGAAGCUGCUAGCAAAAUCCAGAGGCCUAGACUGGAGAGCGGUGGCAAAACUCCAAGACGUGCAAGUCAAGCUGAAGCUAAGCUUGGAGGAAAUGCUGGCUGUGGUUGAAGAGGCCUUUCACCCUGAGCCUUACAGCAUAGAGGAAAUUGGGGGAAACCUGGGAAUUAACCCCACAGAGCUACGCACUCAGAUCCUUAGCCAGAACACACAAGAUGUGACCACCUUUAAGUUAUACCAGCGUGCCAAGCAUGUGUAUGCAGAAGCCGCCAGAGUUUUGGAAUUUCAGAAAAUCUGCAUGGAGGCACCUGAUGAUGCCAUCUCCUUGCUGGGAGAUUUAAUGAAUGGGAGCCAUGCCAGCUGCCGAGACUUGUACGAAUGCAGCUGCCCUGAACUAAAUCAGCUGGUGGACAUCUGUCUGCGGUUUGGAGCAGUUGGGUCACGCCUGACUGGGGCAGGAUGGGGUGGCUGCACUGUGUCGAUGGUCCCUGUGGACAAACUGGAGAGAUUCCUAGCAAAUGUGAAGGAGGCUUAUUACAGAAAUCGUGGCCAAAGGUUAGCCCUGGAAGAAAACAACCUCUUUGCUACCAAUCCUGGUGGAGGAGCUAUAAUUUUUCUUGAAGCCUGAAGGACAGCCACAUUUUUGGAGGACUUUGCAUGCCACAGUAAACAAUUCAUUUGGCUGUUUUUUAUUACAUU